Molecule: messenger RNA, 1434 nt
Organism: Protopterus annectens (West African lungfish)
Lineage: Eukaryota; Metazoa; Chordata; Ceratodontiformes; Protopteridae
Gene: PTN
Product: pleiotrophin
Exons: 6
Coding region: 526-996 (156 amino acids)
Molecular function (GO): growth factor activity
Source: RefSeq, a predicted model, not a curated record
GAGAGAGAAAACGUGCCCCUUAUUUGACCUUCUGCUAAUAAGCUUCACAUCACGAGUUAACCAAAGCUUUCUUUCUCUCUCUCUCUCUCUCUUUCUCUCUUCCUGAGCCUUUCUCUCCCUCUCACUUUCUGUAGCUCUGUCUCACAGACAAAUUGUACACACAUGCAUGCACAUACAUACGUGUGUACAUUCAGGAUUCGGCUGAAACAAAACAAGGAUACCUUACUCUACUCUGAAAUCUUUAAAUUGAAAAAAAAUUGUUAGCUAAAGAAGCGGCCAUUACAAUAUUAGAAGGAAAGAAAGUUUUGCUGCAGCGAUCUACUAAAGCAUCUGAACAAAAUAAGAAGCUUCCAAAGAAAAGUCAUUUUGCUGUAUACUUAAAGUGUUCUGCUUCAAGAAACAAUACUUGGAAUUAUCUUUGACCCAUAAAAAAGGUAUUGUGUCUUCCAAUCCUUACAAGAAAACAUCAAGGGAUAUCCAAACAGAGCAAGUGCAACCAAAAAGUUGAAAGGACAAGUUCACAAAAUGCAGCAGCUUCUCAGGAAAACAGUUGUAUUUUUCUUCCUGAUCCUGAUGAUAGUCAAGGCUGAUGUUGACAGCAACAAAAAAAGAAAGGAAGAAAGGAAAAACAGAAAGGCAGUUUGUGGGGAGUGGCAAUGGAGUGUCUGUGUACCACACUCUGGCGAUUGUGGAGUGGGAACAAGAGAAGGUACCCGCAUAGGACCUCAGUGUAAGCAGACCAAAGAACAGACAUGCAAGAUCCCUUGCAACUGGAAAAAGCAAUUUGGAGCUGACUGCAAAUACCAGUUUCAGCCAUGGGAAGAAUGUAAUCCAAACACUGGAUUUCGAGUUCGGACUGGUGAAUUAAAAAGAGCUCUGCACGAUGCCAACUGUGAUAAAACUGUCACUGUCACAAAACCCUGUGGAAAGAUGGCCAGAGAAUCCAAGAAGAAUAAAAAGGAAGGAAGGAAAAGGGAAAAAGUGGCUGAUGAAUGAUUCUACGUGUCAGGAAAUAUGAGAUUCAGAGGAGCUACUUGUACUUGUUGACAGAAGUCAAACUACUGCAUUCAUAUGUGAUUUAUAUGCAUUUAUUCAGAAACUAUAUUUAGAUAAUUAUGUCUGAUCUCAAUGUACAGAUUUAAAUAAUACAUUUGUUACCUGUAAGUCAUUCUAAAAGCAGGUAUUCUUAUCAUUCACAUUUUCAGAGUAGUAAAUAACAUUUUUAUCUAGCAAAUGAGAGUGCAUUUAUUGCAUUAUUAUUGUUUUAGUACCAGCUUAUAUAAAGCACUGUAACUUUUUUCCUAAACUUUUCUUUAUUAUUCUAACUAUGCAUAAUAUUUCAUGACUGUUGCAAUACUCCUUUGUGAUUCAUGUUAAAAUAUGGAUAGCAGUUAAAAUACAGUUUAACUAAGCAAUAAAAGUAAAUUAGCAUUA